GGCGAGGAGCCCGGGAGCCCGGCCGCUCCGGCUCCGACCCGGCGGCCUCUCACUGCGCAGGCGCCGGGAGCAGACAAUGAAAGGGGCUGUGCAGAGGGUCUCCCGCAGGCUUUCCCGGGUCCUACUGCGCACGCGUGCCUCCAAGACCCGCUGGAACAAUGAAGAAGGACCCCAGCCUUAGCGGGCGCCGCAACUCACAGGGACUACAGUUCCCAGCGGGCAGUGCGCCAACUCCGAGGGGAGGUGGGGUUGCUGGGCAUGCUUGGAUUUGUAGUGUGAGCCGCCUUUCACAAUCCAGGCUCUUCGGGAGAUGUUUAGAGCCGCUUUCUCCUGAGAAUGUAUUUGGCCGUUUUUGACAAACGUCGUGAAGAGUGCAGAGUUUGUUAUUUGCGUCUUUGAGAAGCUUCAAGGCUCGGAUGCUUGCAUGCACAUGUCGAAGGGUCCAGGCCUUGCUGUCAGUAGGGUGAGGUCCCACAGCAGGAUGGGAUGAAGGCAGGACUAAGCCAGGAAAAGGGCGGAGCCUCCUAACAGUCCCUUGGCAACCGGAUCCGGCCAGCAAACCGUUGCAGCCUGUGUACUCGGGGCGCGGUGCCCUCUGGGAAUUGUAGUGUCCUUGGACGGGCUCCCGGGAAAGUCGAGGCUGCAAGCCCGCAGUCUGUGAACCACAAGUCCCGUCAUCCACCAGGAGGGCCAGUGGGUGGGAAGGCUGAGACCCUCUGAGUGGGGUUCCAGGCUCCCCGUUGACAGCCGCGGCAGGAAGCAGGCGGGUCCUGCCGGGGCGCCAAGGCCUCCUGUCCUCGGAGAGGGGAUCCCUGGACACUGUCCCACCUCACUCCUCUCGCGGGGCCCCGAGUCUGCGCAUGGAGAAGUCCCUGGAGAACUCCAACCUGGAGGAGUCUCUGGGGCAAUACCAGCGGAGUCUCUGGGAACGUGUGAGGAGAAGCUUUCACCAGCUGGGCAAAUACAAUGCCGCUGUUAGAGGUGGUGCACCGGAGCCUCCGGUUAGCGCUGAAGGAGGAAGUGAGGACACUGGGGCGGCCGGGCACGAGCUACAGCACAGCCAUGCCGUUAUUCAACUCAAAGCCUUGUUGUACCAACAAGCAACUAAGGAAAAUGAGGUGUCUCCAUCAAGAAGAAGAAAAAUGUCCCCUUCGAGGGUAUUACUCCUGAUUGAAGCAGUGUGA
Molecule: messenger RNA, 1184 nt
Organism: Myotis davidii
Lineage: Eukaryota; Metazoa; Chordata; Mammalia; Chiroptera; Vespertilionidae
Product: serologically defined colon cancer antigen 8 homolog
Exons: 4
Coding region: 861-1184 (107 amino acids)
Biological process (GO): establishment of cell polarity; tube formation; centrosome cycle
Cellular component (GO): centriole; centrosome
Source: RefSeq, a predicted model, not a curated record